AUGUCGGUCGGUGUUGCUAUUAUCGGAAGUGGGAUUUUCGCGCGGGAGGAACAUUUGCCCGGUGUGCAAGCGGCCCAAGAGUUCGACCUCAAGGCCAUUUAUUCGCGAUCUCUUAAUUCGGCGCAGAACCUCGCGGCCGGCGUCUCCGGAAUCGACCUGUACUCAGAGGAUUCCGGUCCUGGCAAAAGCUACGCCGAUUUGCUGUCGCGCCAGGAUAUUGCGGCGGUGAUUAUCGCUCUGCCGAUUCUUGUCCAGCCCGAAUUCAUCCGCCAGGCGCUCGCAGCAGGAAAGCAUGUCCUCUCCGAGAAACCAAUUGCCAAAGACCUGGCGACGGCGCAGGACCUGAUCGCCUGGUACGAGGCCAACGUCGACCGCACCAAGGUGCUGUGGGCCGUGGCCGAGAACUUCCGCUACGUGAGCAAAUAUGUCCGCGCCGCCGAGGAAGUGCGCAAGCUGGGCGGAGUCAAGAACUUCCGCGUCAACGUGCGCAAUCUGAUCAAAACGGACUCCAAGUACUACAAAACGGAAUGGCGCCAAACGCCCGCGUAUCAGGGCGGUUUCGUCCUCGACGGCGGCGUUCAUAUGGUGGCCGGCUUACGACUGAUUCUCGGCUCGACUGACCCUCUCGCUAUGUUAUCUGCGCAGUCGUGUCUGCAGCAACAACAUCUGGCCCCUGUGGACACGGUAGACGCGGUCGUGAAAACUAGGUCGGGCGCGACAGGCGUGGUGUCGAUCUCGUAUGGCUCGACGUUGACUGAUUCCACGUUUGAAUUUACCUGCGACGGGGGCAUCGUGACGCUGAACGGGGAUCGAGUGACGGUCAACGGAGCUGGGUAUGAGGUGCCCUUCGAGGGUCGCUGCGUCAAUAAGGAGAUCAGCGACUUCGGGCGAGGCACUAGCGCCGACUCGGCCAAACCUCAGCGAACGAUUUCUGAGAUCGAAUUCGAACCGUCACGACAACUGUUGAGCGCCAGUCACGGACCCUACGACACCGACAAGAUGGUCCUCGCAAAGAAGCAUGUCCCCAUCGUCAAGAAGCGCACCAAGCGCUUCUGGCGCCACCAGUCCGACCGCUUCAUGCGUGUCGGUGAGUCGUGGCGCAAGCCCAAGGGUAUCGACAACCGCGUCCGUAGACGUUUCAAGAGCAACCUUCCCAUGCCCUCGAUCGGAUACGGCAGCAACAAGAAGACCCGCCACAUGAUGCCCUCGGGCCACAAGGCCUUCCUCGUCCAGAACCCCAAGGACGUUGAGCUCCUGCUCAUGCACAACCGCACCUUCGCUGCUGAGAUCGGCCACGCCGUCUCUUCCCGCAAGCGUGUCGACAUCAUCCAGAAGGCCAAGGAGCUCGGUGUCAAGGUCACCAACCCUCGUGGCCGUGUCACCACCGAGGCUUAG
Molecule: messenger RNA, 1395 nt
Organism: Aspergillus affinis
Lineage: Eukaryota; Fungi; Ascomycota; Eurotiomycetes; Eurotiales; Aspergillaceae
Exons: 10
Coding region: 1-1395 (464 amino acids)
Biological process (GO): translation; NADPH regeneration
Cellular component (GO): ribosome; cytoplasm
Molecular function (GO): nucleotide binding; oxidoreductase activity; structural constituent of ribosome
Source: RefSeq, a predicted model, not a curated record